Messenger RNA from Geodia barretti, 786 nucleotides. NCBI's taxonomy places the organism in Eukaryota, Metazoa, Porifera, Demospongiae, Tetractinellida, Geodiidae. The record is from the annotation of a GenBank genome assembly.
AUGACCUCGCCGGUGACCGUCGGCCUCGACGGCGGCCCCGCGACGCCCGUUGUUCUUGCCGGCAACCCGGGCCUGCGUGCCGAGAACCUCGGCAAGAGCUUCAAGAAGCGGCCGGUCCUGCGCGGCCUCAGCCUGACCGUCCAACGGGGCGAGGCGGUCGGCCUGCUCGGGCCCAACGGUGCCGGCAAGACGACGUGCUUCUACCUGAUGACCGGGUUGGUGGUGGCGGACUAUGGCCGCGUCUUCCUCGACGGGCACGACAUUACGGGGCUUCCCAUGUACCGCCGCGCCCGGCUCGGCCUCGGCUACCUGCCGCAGGAGGCCUCGAUCUUUCGCGGGCUCACGGUGGAGAACAACAUUCGCGCGGUGUUGGAAGUGUCGGUGCCGGCGCGCGACGAGCGCGAGCAGGCACUCGACGAGCUGCUUGCGGAGUUCUCGAUCACCCACUUGCGCCGCGCGCCCUCGCUCGCGCUCUCGGGCGGUGAGAGGCGGCGCGUGGAGAUCGCCCGUGCCCUCGCCUCGAAGCCGCGUUUCAUGCUGCUCGACGAGCCGCUGUCCGGGAUCGACCCGAUCGCGGUCGCGGAGAUUCGCGACCUCGUGGCCCACCUCAAGGACCGCGGCAUCGGCGUGCUGCUGACGGAUCACAAUGUGAGGGAAGCGCUCGAAAUCGUCGAUCGCGCCUACAUCAUCAACGAGGGCACCCUGUUGAUGGAGGGCCCCCCUUCGGAGAUCGUCUCACACGACGAAGUUCGCCGCGUUUACCUCGGCGAUCGCUUCCGUCUCUAA